AUGAGUGGAAGGCCAAAGACAAGAAGGGGUGCAAGGGUUUUUAGAGCUCAUUCUGAAGAAGCCAGUGGUAGUGCGAGCAUGAUUGCUCUGCUGUCAGAGCACGAAAACCCUGACUCAAACUGGGUAAUCCGAUCAUGGAAGAUUUUCAUAAGCAUGAUGUUUAUAUUGAUUUUUCUUCUUGUAGGACUUCGAAAUCAUGAGUGGGUUAAAGACAAAGAUGUUCCUCAGAAAUCCGGACAAUUAUAUGCUGUAAUUGCAGAUUAUGGCUCAAGGCUUUAUAGUUACCAGGCCAGACUUCGUAUACCAAAAGAGCAACUGGAACUUCUAAAGAGGGAAAGCCAAACUCUGGAAAACAAUUUCCGUGAAAUCCUAUUUUUAAUAGAACAAAUAGAUGUUCUAAAGGCAUUACUUAGGGAAAUGAAGGAUGGCGUCUACAACCAUAGCUGGAAUGGGGACCCUGUUGAGGAAGAGGACAAGGGCGUUCUCGAUGAGGAAAUGUCAAACUUGGUAAGUUAUGUACUUAAAAAGUUUAGAGAGGACCAAGUCCAGAUGGCUGAUUAUGCCCUGAAGUCGGCUGGAGCCUCCAUCAUUGAAGCUGGGACUUCAGAAAGUUACAAAAAUGACAGGGCAAAACUGUACUGGCAUGGGAUAGGGUUCUUAAACUAUGAAAUGCCUCCAGAUAUUAUUCUUCAGCCAGAUGUCCAUCCUGGGAAGUGCUGGGCUUUUCCAGGCUCCCAGGGCCAUACCCUCAUCAAGCUUGCCAAGAAGAUUAUACCAACUGCUGUUACCAUGGAGCACAUCUCAGAGAAGAUCUCUCCCUCAGGAAACAUCUCCAGUGCACCCAGGGAAUUUUCUGUCUAUGGCAUCUCAAAAGAAUGUAAAGGAGAAGAAAUUUUCCUAGGUCAGUUUAUGUAUAACAAAAAAGAAACCACCGUUCAAACAUUUGAGCUCCAGCAUGAAGUUUCUGAAUCUUUAUUAUGCGUGAAACUGAAAAUCCUCAGCAAUUGGGGGCACCCAAAAUAUACUUGUUUAUAUCGAUUCAGGGUUCAUGGCAACCCAGGAAAUCACAUUUAGAACA
This is a messenger RNA of Trichechus manatus latirostris (Florida manatee), 1078 nucleotides long. It is a transcript of the gene SUN3, whose product is annotated as Sad1 and UNC84 domain containing 3. NCBI's taxonomy places the organism in Eukaryota, Metazoa, Chordata, Mammalia, Sirenia, Trichechidae. The transcript has 10 exons. Gene Ontology annotation, molecular function: protein-membrane adaptor activity. Bases 1 to 1074 code for a protein of 357 amino acids. The record is from RefSeq and is a predicted model, not a curated record. Gene Ontology annotation, cellular component: meiotic nuclear membrane microtubule tethering complex; nuclear envelope.